GUGGAAAAGAAAGGUAGGGCCUUGAGAACUGAGAGUCGCCAACAGAUGUACCUGAGGUGGGCAGGUAGUGGUGGCCUAAGACUGGAUCCCACAGGUAGACGUCAACGUAAUGACCUGAGAUUUGAACUCCCCGAUAACUUCUGUUAUCAACAUUCUCCGUGUUUAUCAGCUGUGUGUGUACUAGUUCUAGUUGUCAAGUACGUGUGUUCCGUGUGAAUAUGUGUAUGUGUUUGGCUAGAUUGUGAAUGUGUGUAAGGGGAUGUUGUAAAUAUUAAAAUGUGUACACUGGCUUUACAUCGCCUGUGUUCUAAAUGUUAAGAUCUAUUCCUUACUCUGUAUAGUUGUUUUCACGUCAUGUUUUAUAUGGAUUUAUUUUCUCUCUACGGUACGGUAUUCCUUUAAAGACAGGUCAUUUAAGCGAGAAAGUUUUAACUGUUAAACAAACCAGCAAUUUAUAAAACAACAAGCUAACUUUAACAGAUAAACAACUGGUAAUUUUUAAACAGAAGCGGCGUGUGAUAUUACAAUGUGAUCAAAGGAGACAUUUGUUUCGUAAAAACCUUCAGUGAAACCUUUUAAUAACCUUUUUGUUUGUUUUUUUGUGUGUGAUAUUCUAAUGGGGUGAUAUUCAUCUUUGUUUUCCAUGAAAGGGUUCACAUGAUUAGCUGAGAGCUUUUAACAUGUUAAACCACAAAUAUUGAAAGAGAAUUGGUUGCUGUGUUUUUUUGUUUAAAAAGUAAAAAGGAAAUGCCAGCUUUCCACAAUUUAAAGUACAUUCUACUUUUCUGGACACUGUCGGUGACAGAUAUGGACAUGCCGACGUGUCUAGCGGAUGGAUUUUCGGAGGAGGAGUUACAGGCAGGCUUCAUAUUCACUUCCAGGCGGAUACCGCGAACUUUAACACAUGGAGGAACGACAUCGGCGGAGACUGUUGCUAACAGACGGCUUGCUCUAGCUUACCAGGCUCAUCUAUGUUCCUGGAAGUGCCACAGAGACAACUUCACGCAAAGUCUUCCUGACACACUUCGUUUCCCAUUAUUUCGUAUUUCUUGUGUGGACUGCUCGUGCGACAAGGACUGCUCCAAAUAUGGAGACUGCUGCGGGAAUUUCACUCGCUUGCAGGCGCAGCAACACAUGUACGAGUGCGUGCGUAUCAACCAAGACUCUGGUGUGUACGCACUUAAAAGCUGUCCAGAUGAAAUUUAUUCUGGAAGAAAAAAAAUCUUAAAAAAUAGUUCUAAAAAUUCCACGCAUAAGGUAAAAGACUUAAACAGAACAAGGACAGAGUGCCUUAGGUGCUCGAAUGAAUCUGCUUCGUUGAUAUCGGUGGGUAAUAAGACCUACUGCAAUGAGCACUGCUUGCAGUGCAACGAAAGAAGGUCUUUAUUACAGUCAGACAUGAUUUGGAACUCCACGAGAAGUAAUGCCUCUUUAGCCAAGAAUACAUCCCUGGGCAGCAUUUCAAGAGAUAAACAAGAUGCACCUUUAAAGGAAGGACGAGACUUCAUCGAACAUUUCCGGCCAGACGGUGCAGUUGUCCGAGAAUGCGACAUCCGCUCGUCUAAUGAUGCUGGCCCAUGCGACAUCCAUCAUGUCGGUACAGAACUUAGCGCCGAGAAGAAAAUGACUCUAGAACACUUCAAGACCCUUUGUGAAAUCUACGACUCUCCUGUCAUUUUCGGACACUUUCGCUUCAAUAAUGUUUUCUGUUUCUUAUGUCAUAUCAACCUUCCAGGCCAAAAGAUUUCACGCCUGAAAAUUAACCUGUCCAUGUUAACUGACCUAUCCAGGGCGAUCAGGACUGUCCAAGGGAAAUCUAGAGAGGCCGAGAAGAAAAAGCAGGAAAGGGAGCAGGGUGUCCCUGUGGACGCUCCCUGUAAUGGAGGAUACAUGAGAUUUAAAAAUAAGGGUGAAUGCCGUGAAAUACUCUGUGACAGCAGAAAAAGACUAUCGCUGGACAAUGACACUUUGGAGUGGACGUGCACCCCUACUGACCAAUGUCUCGUGAAAGGGUUUAACUUCGUUGUGGCCUGGCACGUGCUCGGACACGUCGCAUCCGCCCGCGAUGGCGACGGCCAAAAGACAAGCGAGGCAGAUGAUUUUUCGGGCUUUGGUGGACACUCGGUGACCGGAAGUGACGGUCAUGGGUCAAGCUUGCCUGACGAGAAGCGUAAAAUCAAUGUGGAGGCCAUAGGGGAGGCUGAACAUUAUUCCGAGGUUAACAUCAGCAUGCUGUCCACAGAGAACGAACAUUUUGUUGUAAACCAGGCGCCCUCUGGCGCAGGGACACGUCUGCCCAACGACGAUAAAGACUUUAAAAAAUCGAGAUAUUACGACCUGGCCAUCAUUAGUAGACGAUUUGUAUGCGCUAAUUUGGCAGCUCUGAACGUGACCAGUUUUUGUGUCGAGAGUUGUUGGCAGGAAGUUGUAAACAAUGAGAACCAGACGAGAAAUAUUAUGCGCUGUAUUCCCGCCUUUGAUUGUUACGCAAAUUAUUCCAUUUAUAACCAGAAGUCAUCAAUUCUAUGCGAGUGUGUGCAGAGUCAUAAACUAAAACAUAACAUCAGUGAGCCGCAUACUAAGGGCUUUCUCUUACAAAGAACACAGCUAGACAGGUCAACUGACAAAUGUAAAGGGAAACAACCGAAGAUUAAUCAGCAGAGCGCGGGAAAAAUAAAUUCCGUGAACAUAGAAAAUUCCAAUUUUGUUACCAGCAAAAUAAUUAUAUUCGCCGACCCAACAGCGGACAUAAAUUCACUAGAAAACAAUUUAAUAUCACAAUAUGUAGGUGUUAAAAAAUUUCGAGGAAUUAAUAUUUCAGUUAAUGUUGAACUAUCGUUGUUGGCUGGGACACUGAAUGAACACGAAUUCAUUGAGGAAAUGGGUAGCCAUUUUGUAAAGUUGACUGCCAUCGGCGCGUGCGCUCACGUGAAAUUCAACGCGUCUGAAGUGAAUGUAAUCGAAGACGGGAAAUUAAUUAUCAUAGAUCUCAACAUAACUUUGCAACGAUACCAAUACCAUCUUCACCAUGACAACACAGUUCUGGUUUGUGUCAAAACCUUGGAUGCUUCGUUCAUUAGCGGAGUGCCACUAAAGAAGGAGGAAUCAUCUCUCUUGGAAGAUCUUGAGAAAAUCUUGACCCGGGUUUCCCUGUCAAUGUCCAUGAUCUGUCUUGUACUAACGCUCGUGACGUAUUGCGCCAUCCCUGCUCUGAGGUCGAUGCCAGGGAAAAACAAUAUGGUCUUAGUUAUCUCCCUUAUCGUGGCUCAGACAAUGCUGGUUGUUGCGUACUUUACGGAAAGGGGCACUUUAGCUUGUACCCUGGUGGGCGUGGCACUACACUACUCCUGGUUGUCCACUAUCUUCUGGAUGACAGUCUGCUCUUUUCACAUGUUCCACGUUUUCGUCAUUCACCAAGCCACGCCAAGCGGCAAUCGGUCUCACCGCUCAUAUCUUACCAGGUAUUUCCUUGUGGUCCACGCGGCCUCAAGUUUAGUCGUCUUGUCUGUGGUAGUCUCAAGCCUCGUCCAGUCUUCUGGGAGCAGCUCAGGUUAUGGGAACUGGGAAUGCUACUUGGAUACGACCCUGCUUGUGGCGCUGGGAUUCGUCCUCCCUUUGUCAGUGGCGGUCGUCACCAACAUCGGCCUCUUCACCGCCACCGUCAUCACCAUCGCCAGGCUCGAGAACGUGAAGAAGCACACCAAGAGAGAACAACACAACGUUCACGUUUACCUCAGGCUCAGCGCCUUGACAGGCAUCACCUGGACACUGGCUCUCCUGGCGGCGAUACCCGGCCUGGGCGUACUUAGGUGCGCCUCCGUUCUGGUCAACGGUUCUCAAGGCGUCUUUCUGUUUCUGUCCUACAUCUGCAACAGACGAGCGUGGACUCUGUGGAGAAAUGUUUUCAGUAAAACGAGACUCGGGAGCUCGAUCAGAUCCAGUCAAAACAUGACCUCAACCACAAGCACUUAAACUCGAACUAAUGCUUUAUUGGAAACUUAAGUUCCUGAACAUGGAUAAUACAUCCAGAUACAAAUAUUACGUUAGACUCGCGGGUCGUUGUAUAUAACUGAAACGCAUGAUUUAGACCUGUUCGAAAAACAAAUACUAAAGGACCUACCAGCAGACAUAUUCCUUGAGUUAUGUUUUUUCUAGAGAGAAAAAAAAAAGCUUUCAAAGAUCAUAUUGCCCUAAAGUAAACAGAUGAUAGCUUCAGUAAUUGAAUCUGAAAUAUCUCUGCGAUCUGCAGCAGACUAAAGACACAUUCGGAAGAAUCAGAUCUACGUUAUAGUCAUACAUUAUAAAGCAGUGUGUUGUGUCAGUAACUAAAUGUGUUCGGUUACAUCUUUCAGAAACUGUCUUUCACUUAGCCACUGGUCCAAAAAACAAAACCAGAUGUAGACCACAGGUGUGAACUAAAGAUAAUCCAUUAUUCUUUCAAUUGAGGGAUGAAAUAUGAACAUUUCAACAGAAUUUUUAUCUACAUUUUUGACUGAACAAAUCUUUGUCUAAAAAGCUGUGAACAAAAUGUUUGCUAUGCCUGGACAUUUUGAGUAUAUCGUUUUUCUUGGUCAUCUAAUAUAUAAAAUAGAAUGUAAGGAGUAUGUAAGUAGGUGUAUAUGCUCUUUAUAGAAAUCAAAACCGUUUGCCAAAUCUUAAUGAAAAUUAUUAUACACGUUUGUUUGAUAAUAGCGGGGAGUUUAGGAUAUAUAAAGUUGUCCUACAACAAGAGAGUUUACUGAAUUUAGGUCUAUAAGGCGUCUUUACUUGUUAACAGCAUAAAGGCCUUUUAUAUUACAAAACAAAAACAGAACGAAAGUACCCAAGCAAAGCCGGGUAAAAAAAACAUUGCUUGUAAAUAUUUAGUUCUUUAAAGUCAUUGUUGCUUAACCCUUAUAGUGCUGAUCUGUUUUACAUUGAGUGCAUACAAAAUGGAAUUACAAUUCUGAUGUUUAGAGGCUAAUCUACCACACGCGUUUAAAGGGUUAAUAACUCAUUCGUACGUAAAGAGUUGGCCUAAUUGAGACUUGCUUACAGAUGACUAACUCGUAGAGUAUUACGAUACCGAAGACUUAAGACAAUUAUGAGACUUACAAAACAAAUCAAUGAAGAGAUAAGCCAAAUAAGUUAUAUUUCUCUUACAUUGUAUUUCAUAUUAUUUUCAGUAAUAUGUAAGUUAUAUUUUGUCAAGUGUUUUGGUGUUGGGGAGAUGUGUGUGACUCUUGAAACUAUAUUUAAUUAUAAAAAUAUAAUUCAUGUUUGAGAGUCUCUUGUACGGGUGUCAUUUUGUAGUGACAGUUAAGCCAAACACAAUAAAGUAAAAAAAAAAAAAAGUUUUUGUAAAAUGUUUUACAUGUUUCGGAUGUUCCAAUCACAGUUGAAAAUAAUCUACUUCCUAGUCCAAACAAACCUCCCGCAGGACGACGGGGGAAGGCAGCGAGCAAAUCCGAACAACAGUCCAGCGCGCAUACACCACGACCAGGCAGCCUGCAAGUCGCCUAAAGUACGGAGAGAAAGAGUUAACGUAGAAUGGGCCACAGUCGCUAGAUGUGGUCACGUUAAAGUCUAUCAACUAUUUUGGAUCGCUAAACUAUAUAAGUUAUUUUUGCAAUCUCAAGGGUCGAGAUAUGUUUUUAAAUGAACUUUGUGUUAAUCACAAUUGAACAUAUGUGACAGAAUUAAAUGUAAAAAUAAUGGUAAUAACUUAUACAAUAGUCAUACAGACUGGUUAUGCUCGUGUGUGGGUGUUAGAUGUAUGUGUCUUAUUAAUGCUGAUAUAAUAUAUACAUAAGUGUGUGUUCGUUUAUGUGGAUUGAAGCCAAAAUUAUGCAUAUGUGACCUAAUAUAUGUGGCCUGGUAUAUGUGGCCUGUUAUUGCAAUUUAUUAUAACUUGCAGCUUUAUUGCAGUGUUACAUGAAUCAAAAAUUUCUGUUAUUUAAUUAAUGUCUAAAUCAGCGGUUCUCAACCUUAUUAGCUCCGGGAUCCCCUAAUACAAUUUUUCCACAAGGCGGCGACCCCGAACCAUAAACCGAACCAUAAACCGUAAAUAUGAUUGAACUAAUGUUAUAAAAUCGUUAUCAAAAUGUAUAUAUCUGAUAUCCAUGUUAUUAAUCCCAUUGUUAGAAACUGAUUAAAAACCUUUAUUUAGUGUAAAAUAAAUGUGUGCUUAAAUUACAAAAAAAAAUGUAUAUUUUAUGACUUACAUUUCGUGUCUAUAAUAUUCAUGUUACAUAAUUGACAAUUUAAAAAAAAAGUUAAUCAUGGAAAAAGUACAGUGUUUGAUACAAUAAACUACAUUGCUACAAAAAUAUUCGCAACAGUAUCUUUAAACACGACAAAGUAAAGGUUGAACUUGUUUCUGUUUCACUACAUUAGGAGUUCACGGGGCUGUCUUUGUAAGAACACAUCUUCUGCAUCAAGUUUUAGUUCUGUAGUUAGACUUGAUGAUAACUAGCAAGUUGAAAAGCAUGUUUCGCAAAGAUAUGUUUUUUGGAAAUGGAAUUGGAACUCAUGACAAGAAAAUCUCAAAUAGAACAGAAUGACUCCUAACACUUGACCCAAAAUUGUGUAACUAACUGACAUUGAAGAGAAAUCAUAUUGAGCUGCAUUGUAAUGCGUCUGGCAGUGCCUUCGUUGCUAAUAUAUGACGAUGAAUCAUACAGUGAAUUUAGGUGAAUUCAUAUGGUGACUAUCUUGUACAAAAAAAAUUGAAAUCCAAAAAUUAACCAACUUUAUUUAUUACAUGACGUGCUGUAGAGCCGUUUCAAGAGGAUUGCAUAGAAACUAAUCUUUGAAAUCGCAAUUAUGUAAGCAUCCAGCUUAAUUAAUAAAAAAAAAAAAUCAGGCUUGACUCAGGUGGCAAGUACCAUAAUUCAAACAUAGAGGCCCUAAAAGCUUCUUUUUGUGUUUGUGGCUCUCAAAAUCGCCAGAGCUAUGUCGAGGUUCGACACCCGACUCGGGCAGAGUUGCGUUUGCUGAGCGCCUAAAGGCAGCACGGAAAACCAACUCCUAGAUACUCCUUCCUCCCCCCCCCCCCCAACCGGUCCACAAUUAAUAAAUUAAUUAAUUUCAAUUAUCAAACGUAAAACAGUAAAGGUGAACAAUGUACAACGUCAAGCUGGAUGCUUACAGUAAUUGUGAACAAUGUACAACGUCUGUUGAUUUAUCAAGCUGGAUGCUUAAUUUAGGAAAAGGAGCAGACAUCAUUUCCUGAAUUACCUGGUCGAUAUGAAGACAUGCCAACUAUUCUCCUAUGAACUGUACCAUUAGCUCUGAAAAUUGCACUAAAUUUAUUAACGAAUUCGGCUCCAAUCAAAACUCUAGCAAUGCCUCGACAACUGUGUAUGGUUUCAUAGCUCUGGCAAUUUUGAGAGCCACAAACAAAAAAAGAAGCUUUUAGGGGCCGCUAUGUUUGAGUUAUGGUACUUGCCACCUGAGUGAAGUUUGAUUUUUUUGACUCCAUCAGCCUUUGAAAUUAAGAUACUGGAUGUCCUAAUCGACAGAUCUCAGACGUUUGUUAAGCUUCAUACAUUUGGCAGAGAGAGCUUCAUUACAAAUGACACAUCGGGGUAUUUCAAAUCAUGCUUUAACAACUGGAGUAAAAAAAAUAAAAAAUCAUUUUCUUUUCUUAACGUUCGAAGUCCAUGUUCUUUGGUUGUUCCAUAAUGAAUUUCAUUCCUUCAAUAACAUGGACUAUAAUUCGAUGGCGUAUUAUUAUUUAAAUUUGUUUCUUUACAUUAUAUCUUCAACAUAGAAAUGUUUGAUCACACAAUGGUGUUACGACGCACUUGAUGGACAGAAAUGAAAAAAAAAUAAAUUCUGCAACAGUGUCGAUGUGGUCGGCAAUGACAAUUAUUUAUAUAUACAGUCCUUUUUUUUUGUAAUUUUCUCCCCACAUUGAUAAAGGUAUGCCGUACCGGUGCGUUCCGUCACUUCGAAGCACUGUAUCUACGGUAUCCUCCCUGUUCUGAGAUCUGUAUUUGUCACCCCCAUUUUUUAUUUUAGUUUAUUGAUGCUAGAUGAUCGUUUCAUAAUAUUCUAAAUAUUUAAUCUGAGUAAUGUCCCUUUUCCUUUUCACCAUGAGUAUAAAUGGUUCACCAACAGUAUAAAUGUAUACUUAUGGUUCAAAUAGGCUUGUUACAACAAGUUAAAGAAAAUUCAAUACAAUUAGCUUACAUUAACAAUUAAUGUUCUUGGGCGACCCCUGGAAAAUGGUCUUUCGACCCCAAAGGCGUCGCGACCCAUAGGUGGGAGAAUGAUACUAGUGCUGGUUAUUGUAACGUUAGUUGCAGGAUUGUAUAAUUGUACAAAUUGAAACAGAUUUACAGUUUGAGUAUCAUAUGAAGAAUCUAAACUGAAAUAAAUGAUAACUCAUCAAACAA
Molecule: messenger RNA, 8381 nt
Organism: Biomphalaria glabrata
Lineage: Eukaryota; Metazoa; Mollusca; Gastropoda; Planorbidae
Exons: 4
Coding region: 748-3972 (1074 amino acids)
Biological process (GO): G protein-coupled receptor signaling pathway; cell surface receptor signaling pathway
Cellular component (GO): membrane
Molecular function (GO): G protein-coupled receptor activity
Source: RefSeq, a predicted model, not a curated record